Zea mays is the source of this 1711-nucleotide messenger RNA. RefSeq lists its product as uncharacterized. Gene Ontology annotation, molecular function: RNA binding. The record is from RefSeq and is a predicted model, not a curated record. NCBI's taxonomy places the organism in Eukaryota, Viridiplantae, Streptophyta, Magnoliopsida, Poales, Poaceae. The transcript is spliced from 9 exons. The coding region runs from base 570 to 1457 and encodes 295 amino acids.
AAGCAAGCGGUCACGUGAGAGCUGAUUUUUCUCGCAGCGGGUAGCGGUAGCCCUGUCCCUGACCUGAUCCUGACCCGUGCGGGCGUGCGGCUCCUCGCGGACAGCUCCAGACUCCAGAGCCGCCUCUUCGCCCUCUCGCCAUCGGCAGGCUACGGUGGCUGCUUCCCCGAGCCUGCAGAUCGGGUGGUAGAUCUGGUUGGCCUAGUCGCUGUCGGAUGCAGUUGCCGAGCUAGGUCGCGGCUGCGCGGCGGCGGUCGGGGUCUUGCGUCGCCAGAUCUGGAUAGGAAAACGCCGCGCACAAGCUGAGCUAAAUUCUGUUCGAUUCGAGUUCUUAUAGGGGUUCUUGUGGCUGCGUGUUUUGAAUUUUUUCCCACUGGUUCUGGGGUGCCGAGAAAGGGAAUCGUGGCUGACUCUUGUUGCCGUCGUCGAGCCAGAUCUGGUAGACCACCUUGUGUUGAUUCCUCGAGUCUUCACCUGGUGCUUCCGUUUGCAGCUUCAUUUUUAACUAAGUCUGUAAUUUAUUGGCUGUUUAUCUGAGUGACACUACACUCUCUGUUUUUUCUUAUUAGAUGUCACAAGCCAAGGAAGUGAGGUACACUGCACGGUCUAUUACACCUCCUGCUGAUAGAAAUGGCACUUCAAGGUCGCCUCCUCCAAAGAGACGCAGCCCUUCAAGGUCACCUCCACCAAAGAGUGCUUCACGGUCCCCACGUCCAAGGAGUCCAAAGAGACGCAGCACUUCAAGGUCUCCUCCUAGGAGACGUGGUAGAUCAAGGUCAAGGGAUAGGAGUCGGUCCAGGAGCCCAGAUGAUAGAAAUCCAGGGAAUAACCUUUAUGUAACUGGAUUGUCUACUCGUGUAACGGAAGAUGAUCUUGAGAAGUUCUUUAGUAAAGAAGGAAAGGUUAAGAACUGUCAUGUUGUUCUUGAUCCUAGGACAAAAGAAUCCCGUGGCUUUGCCUUCGUGACUAUGGAUACUCUUGAAGGUGCAAGACGCUCCAUCAAGUAUCUGCACCGCACUGUACUUGAAGGUCGCCUGGUCACUGUAGAGAAGGCUAAAAGAACUCGUGAAAGGACCCCUACUCCUGGAAAAUACUGUGGUCGAAGAGGAGGAUCUCAAAGGAGCCCAUCACCUUACCGCCCUCGCAGAAGGGAGCGUUCGCGCUCAAGGGAACGCAGAAGGGAGCGUUCGCGUUCAAGGGAUCGAAGGGAGCGGUCUCGCUCAAGGGAUCGAAGGGAGCGGUCUCGCUCAAGGGAACGCCGAAGGGAGCGGUCUCGUUCAAGGGACCGCAGGGAGAGGUCUCGCUCAAGGGACCGCCGGAGGGAGCGCUCACGCUCAAGGGACCGCAGAAGGGAGCGCUCACGCUCAAGGGACCGGAGGGGCAGUUCACCCCAUGGCAGAAGGCAUAGAGAUCGGUCCAGGUCACCCACCAGCAAUGGGAACCAUAAGGCAGACUAGGAAGCGCUUUUAUGGACUUGUCGUUGAUUGCGUGAACAAAGGAACUUGUAACACUACCUAUAAACUGGUCAGACUGAGACGGUUAGCAUGGAUUUUUAGUAGUGUUGCUGUAUUUUGUUGUUUCAUACAAGUACUCUAUUCUGUUAGCUUUCGGAUCGAAAUGUCGGAUGAUGAUGGUUGUUAUUGUUCUGGAAAUCGUAGACAUGUCCUCCAGAAUACCUAUGAAACUAUGGCAUACUCGUGUGUUUGCUUAA